Messenger RNA from Bufo bufo (common toad), 3187 nucleotides. Its product is annotated as oocyte zinc finger protein XlCOF7.1-like. Gene Ontology annotation, molecular function: DNA-binding transcription repressor activity, RNA polymerase II-specific. Gene Ontology annotation, biological process: negative regulation of transcription by RNA polymerase II. Bases 97 to 1464 code for a protein of 455 amino acids. The transcript has 5 exons. Lineage: Eukaryota; Metazoa; Chordata; Amphibia; Anura; Bufonidae. The record is from RefSeq and is a predicted model, not a curated record.
UGUCACCAGUAGCCUGAGAAGUGGAAAUGAUCAGAGUCUGUGCUGGGAGGAUUGUAGGAAUUCCUAUGAACCUCUCGGGACCAUUGUCUUAUUGUGAUGGAGACAGAUGAGGACAAGAUGAGUGAGAAGAUAUUAAAUCUCACCCUGGAGAUCAUCUGUCUACUCACUGGAGAGGAUUACACAGUAGUGAAGAGGACAUCUGGUAAUGUGAUCCCCAGCAACUGUUCCUCAGGAGAAUGGGGUGGGAUUCAGAGACCUAUCUUGAAGGCUACACCUCAUUCAUUGAUACAUGAGAAAAGAAAUAAGCAGAAGGUCCUAGAACUCACCAGCAAGAUCAUUGAGCUGCUGACUGGAGAGGUUCCUGUAAGGUGUCAGGAUGUCACUGUUCACUUUUCCAUGGAGGAGUGGGAGUAUUUAGAAGGACACAAAGAUCUAUACAAAGACAUCAUGAUGGAGGACCAGCAGAACCUCAUAUCUCCGGUUGGAUUUGGAAGCAAAGAUCAGAUUCAAGAAGUGGACACAUCUGCACUAACACUGAGCUACCUAAAAGAUGAGGAUGGCGAGAUUAAUGGGAAUGUACAAGGAAUUGCUAAGGAUUCAAACUCAUAUAGUGUGGAAGAAGUUGAAAUUACCACAAUAACACAAUAUCCAUCAGUUAAUAUUGAAGAGAAAACCCCAUGUGAUGGAAGAAAUCUUCUAAAGUCCAACAACCCCGUAGAAUGUACAAUGUGUAGAUCUCCACAUUUCUUAGAGGAACAAGGUUCACGUAAUGAAGAAAAAUUUGCAAACCGAAAUACUUAUACCCUCAUGGAUCAAACACCACAAUAUACAUCUACUGAUAUUAAGGUGGAAGAAGCCACACUUGAUGAAGAUCUUACAGACCCCAAUAGUUAUACAGUUACUGAUCAUGGCCAGUAUAUAUUGACACAUAUUAAGAAUGAGCCAGUCUCAAGUAGUGAAGUAAACUUGGACUUGGGCAUUCAUGCAACCAUGGAUGGUACGCAGCAAAAUGGAUAUACUCAGAAUAAAGUAGACAUUUAUGAUGGAGAAAAACUCACAAACCCUGAUUGUACUACAUCCGCAGAACAUACAAAACAAUAUCCAACUAAGGAGGAAUCUGUGUUAAAAACAGUGUUGCCAUUACAAAAACAGGAGUUUUCUUCAUCUAGAAAACCAGUAGAGAAAAGGAAUAAAAAAACUGAACAGAACUACAAUGAUAUAUCAGUAAAUAACAAGAAAUAUUUCUGCACUAUCAAACAGACAUCACACUCUUUGGAGAUACUCUAUAACUGCCCUGAAUGUCCAGAAUGUUUCACCAGUAACUUGGACCUUGCCAAGCACCAGAUCAUUCACACGGGGGGAAUGGUUUUUAUAUGUUCUGUAUGUGGUCGAUGUUUUAAGAAAAAAUCUGAUCUUGUUAUACACCAGGUAACGCACGGGGAAAGCUGGGAUUUCUACCGUUAAUCUGUUUUCCCUUAAUCCUAACAGCAGCACAAUAUGGGAUAUUCCUGCCGCUGUGAACUGGUAGGACAGAUGGAAUUUUAAAUAAACCUAAUUGAACAGCUAAUUAGCCACCUCCAUAAAGGCUAGCCACUCCCUAUGUGGUGAAUAUCAACUUGUUUUUUUUUAGGGGUGCUUUGUUACUGUUUUAUUUUGUGGAAGGAAUCCUUAUUAUGGUCACUGCCUUCUGUGCCUUCCCCAAACCGUUGUCAGAGAUAGGCCGAGGUAAGGACAGACAAGGACAGUUUUUGCAAUUCAAUAAACAGUCUAGGUCAGGGCGGUCAGCUCAUGGUCAGUGCGGAGAUCAGGAAGAGGCCAGGUCAGGCAGUGAAGGGUCAAAUCUGCAAAACAGGCAGAAGCUGGUGCAUCGGCAGACAAACGUAAUCAGAACACCUUUGCAAGAACUACCAAGCUGGAAACUUGCUCAGGCACUUUUCUACAAGGAAAGAUGCCCUAAGUACCACUGGAUGACCAGCCAGCAGAGAGCAGGUAGGAGGCAGCAAGCUAUUCUGGUGGCUGGGCCUGAUGGAAAGGAGGAGGGGAAGACUAGUGGGUCCAAGCUGCUGGAAUACAGAAACAGAGACAACCAUAACACAAGGCAACAGCUGACCCACCACAAGUGGGGAGACCUUUGUUUCAGAAGAGAGGUUGGAUUAAGUCAACAUGAGACAGUCCAUGUAAACAACAAAGGGGGAAGAUUUAUCAAACUAGUGUAAAGGUAAACUGGCUUAGUUGCCCAUUGAAACCAAUCAUAAUCCACCUUUCAUUUGCUAAAGGAGCUCUGAAAAAAAUGAAAGAAAUUAAUAAAUCUUUCCCAAAGACUUUAAAAGGGUUGUGUCAUCUCAAACAUUAGUGGCAUAUCACUAGGAUAUGCCACAAAUGUCUGAGAUCUGCAGAUCCCACCCCUGGGAGCCUUUAAAGUUUUUGUGGCUGUCCUCCAUUCAUUUCUAUGGGAGUGCCAAAAAUAGCCGAGCGCCGUCAGCCCCAUAGAAGUGAAUGGAGCAGUGGCUGCACUUGUGUGGUGUGCUUCCCAAUAAUCUCUAUGGGACUUCCAAAAAUAGCCGCACGUGCCACUCGGCUAUUUUUAGCACCCCAAUAGAAAUGAAUGGCAUUCGGCCGCUCUCCUUCACUUUGCAGGCUCCGUUUUAGAGACGGCUGCAGAUCUCGGUGGUGGAACUCACACCUAUCAGACAUUAGUGGUAUAUGCUAGCAAUAUGCCCCCAAUGUUUGAGAUGACACUACCUCUUUAAAUGUUCUAAUUGUGGAGUGUACCUGAUAGAGCUGAGCUACUUAAAGGGGUUGUCCAGUUUCUGAUAUUGAUGACCUAUCCUCAGUAUAGGUCAUCAGAUCUGCGGGGAUCCUGUGAGCGCUGCUUUCCCUCGACAUUGCAGUCAUGAGCAGUGUAAUUACAACGCCUCCGUCCUAUUUACUUGAAUGGGAAGGACCAGUUACACUCCACACCAUUCAACUGAAUGGGACGGCUGUAAUUACACCUGCUCACCACCACAAUAUCGCAGGCAAACAAUGCAGUACUCAUAGCCGGGCAUCCUACUCCGAACCUCACCGAUCUGCUGUUUAAAGAUAAAGCGGCACUACUAUGAGCGCUGCACUGUUUGCCUGAUUUCUGUCAACAUUGCAGCGGCGAGCAGGUGUAAUUACUGCUCUGAUAUUAAAGGGGUUGUUCAGG